GAGUGAAGAGUAUGGGCCUCUGUAACGACCCAGUAUAAUAUAAAUGAUGAAAAUAAAAAAUGGUUGUAGGCAUGAUAACAAACUCGAAGAUCAGAAAUAAGUGAGAAUUUAGGAGAAUUACACACAUUGUACAAAGACAUUAGAGAAAAGGAUGAAAAGCGAUGGUUACAUUUUGAUGUUAAAUUUGGUGAUGAUGGUCGUUUUGGUUAAGAAGAGUGAAGGGGUGUGGCUGAGCUUACAUGCGGUUGGAAGCAAGUGUGUUUCCGAGGAAAUUCAUGGCAACGUUGUUUGUUUAGGCGAUUACAUGGUUGAGGAUCCUCAGGGUUCCCAUCCUACUAUCUCUGUCCGGGUUUCAUCACCUUACGGGACCACUAUUCACAGCAGAGAGAAUGUGACACAUGGUCAAUUUGCAUUUACCACAAGCGAGGCUGGUCUAUACCUCACAUGUUUCUGGACAAAUCACCCCGGAGAGUUAAGUGUCAACUUGGACUGGAGAAUUGGAAUAGCUGCAAAGGAUUGGGACUUGAUUGCCAAAAGAGAAAAGAUUGAGGGUGUUGAACUUGAAUUGAGAAAGCUUGAAGCAGCAGUGGAGGCCAUCCAUGAAAAUAUAUUUGACUUGAAACGCAGAGAGUCUGAGAUGAGAAUAGUGAACGAAGUCACAAAUUCUAGAGUAGCAUGGUACAGUUUCAUGUCCUUGAGUGUGUGCAUUGUGGUUUCUGCAUUACAGAUAACACACUUGAAGCGUUUUUUUCAAAAGAAGAAGCUAAUCUAGCUAGUUCCACUUAGUUAUGAUGUGUAGCAGACUAGGAGCUGAUUAUAUUGUAAAAUCUUUUUACCAUAAAUAUGCUGAAGGCACAUUUUGCACUAUUAGUAUCACCUGCACAUUACUAUUGAAAUAAUGACAGCUUUAUCUCUAACAUAUAAAUGUAUAUAUAAUGACAAACUGACUGGAAUGUGUUAUGUUCAACAUACUGCUCCACACUGUUCACUUUUUUGUGCGAACUUUAAACCAAGGUUAGUAAUUGUUCACCUCUGUUACUCGUGAUUUCCAACAUUUUACUACAUUGGCGGUCCGGCAGAUCACCAAACUCAAUAAAUUAUUUGCUCCAGAGAGCUUCUUCAGUGUAGCUGAUACAUUCAGACCUAGGAAGAACUCAAUAAUGGUGUAAUCCAGAAAACAGGACCAGGUAAAGAGACAAUCAUGGGUGGUUCUUCCUUUGGUUCUGUGUUGAUAACAGAUGGACAACCCUUCUCUUUGGUGCUCACUGGAUCUUCGGAAAGAACUGUAAUAUAUG
Molecule: messenger RNA, 1295 nt
Organism: Daucus carota subsp. sativus
Lineage: Eukaryota; Viridiplantae; Streptophyta; Magnoliopsida; Apiales; Apiaceae
Product: transmembrane emp24 domain-containing protein p24delta3-like
Exons: 4
Coding region: 152-772 (206 amino acids)
Biological process (GO): intracellular protein transport; endoplasmic reticulum to Golgi vesicle-mediated transport; Golgi organization
Cellular component (GO): endoplasmic reticulum-Golgi intermediate compartment; COPII-coated ER to Golgi transport vesicle; endoplasmic reticulum
Source: RefSeq, a predicted model, not a curated record